AGAAGUAGCGUGCCGUGUGCAGCCCGAUACAUAGACUACCGAGUGCAGGCUACCCCAUUCAAUCAUUCGAAAUACGACGGUUGAUAGUCAGAGUUAUUCCGUGGUAGAGAGUAAGUUUCGAUCCCCGAGCGGCUAGUGAAGAGGCCACUGUAAGAUCGACGUGUCUGAAAGUGUACGUGUGAGUGAAAUUCGACAUCAUCAAAUUCUACAAUUAAAUCGAAAAAUCUCCUGACAAAAUCCCAAGAUGCCUUUUAAGCCAGCUGAAAACCCAAAGUGCCCCAAGUGCAGCAAAUCGGUCUACGCUGCCGAGGAGCGAGUAGCCGGAGGACACAAAUGGCACAAAGGAUGCUUCAAAUGCGGAAUGUGCGGCAAAAUGCUUGACUCCACAAACUGCGCAGAACAUGAGAAUGAGCUAUACUGCAAAAACUGUCAUGGACGCAAAUACGGCCCCAAAGGCUACGGAUUCGGUGGUGGUGCUGGGUGUCUGUCAAUGGAUACCGGCGCACAGUUCCAAUCGACGGACGAUGGCAGAACUAACGGACACAUUGAGCCGAAACCGAUACCAAAAGCGCCCGAAGGAGAAGGUUGCCCUCGUUGUGGUGGAUAUGUUUAUAUGGCCGAGCAAAUGUUGGCACGUGGAAGAGCCUACCAUAAAGGAUGUUUUAAGUGCGGCGAGUGCAAGAAAAAUCUCGACUCGGUAAAUUGCUGCGAGGGUCCGGACCGUGAAAUCUACUGCCGAGUAUGCUACGGUAAGAAGUUUGGUCCUAAAGGAUAUGGCUACGGUCAAGGCGGUGGAGCCUUGCAAUCCGAUAGCACCGAUCUGAUUGAUCGGUUCGGUUCUCGUGGGUAUGGCCACUCGGGUAUGUCAUUCCUUGGCCUCAUGUGCGAUGCUAGAGAUAUAGAACUACAGAGUGAAUUUACACCGAAAACUGCGGUCGCAGAUACGUCAGCCAUCAAAGCAUCACCAGGUGAAGGAUGUCCCCGUUGCGGAGGUGUAGUUUUUGCGGCUGAGAUGGUCCUGUCCAAGGGUCGCGAAUGGCAUCGUAAAUGCUACAAAUGUCGCGACUGCACAAAAACCCUAGAUUCCAUCAUCGCUUGUGAUGGACCAGAUGGCGACGUGUAUUGUAAGACUUGCUACGGCAAAAAGUGGGGACCACAUGGAUAUGGAUUCGCAUGCGGGUCAGGUUUCCUACAGACGGAUUGCAUGACCGAAGAGCAGUUGGCUUCUCAGAAACCGUCUGUUCCGAUAGAUACAACCUCUAUCAAAGCUCCGGCCGGUCAGGGAUGCCCACGCUGCGGUGGAAUGGUAUUUGCUGCAGAACAACAGUUGGCCAAGGGCACAAUGUGGCAUAAAAAAUGUUUCAACUGUGCCGAAUGCCACCGUCCACUCGACUCAAUGCUUGCCUGCGAUGGUCCUGAUAAAGAAAUCCAUUGUCGUGCAUGCUACGGCAAGUUGUUCGGACCAAAAGGAUUUGGUUUCGGACACACCCCAACUUUAGUAUCAACAGAUGUACAAUCUACACCAAUCUACACGGACUUCAAGCCAAUGAACGGCCCGAAGGCAACUGACGGCAAAGGUUGUCGUCGUUGCGGAUAUUCCGUGUAUGAGGCGGAGAAGAUGCUUAGUAAGAACCUGGUGUGGCAUAAGCGGUGUUUCAGCUGCUUUGACUGCCACAAGUCAUUAGACUCCACGAACCUAAACGAUGCACCGAAUGGUGAGAUCUACUGCAAAGGCUGCUAUGGCCGAAAUUACGGCCCACGUGGGGUCGGUUUUGGAAUAGGUGCCGGAGCGCUCACGAUGACGUAAAUUAUCAGUAAUAAAUCCGCUUUUUUGUUCGUUUUACACAUAACUAUUAAACAACUAAAAUCAACAUGUAUUUUUAAAGUUUCCAAUGCAGUAGCUGACAGAAUUUAAAAUGUGUUACUAAUUUCCUUCCCGGUUAGUAAGUUUAAUCAAAUUCCUUUCGCAUCCGAAAUCUCUGACAGAUCAAUGAAUGUGUAUGAAGGAAAAUGUAGAUUGAAUUUCACUGCUACAAAACAAAACAAACGGAAAACUACAUGAAAAUUAGUUCAAUCUCAACACACGACACUAAUAUCCAAUGAUCAAACUAAGCACGAAGUGUAACUAAUUACCAAGCGAACGACCAGGGCUCGAUCCUGCGAUCAUCAGAAGUAAAUGUGCCGAUAGAGGAAUUCUUUUUUUCUCAUCAUUUUUUUCACUCAAACCGAUUACAUUUUAAAACACUAGGAUUCGUUGCAUUCGCGUAUUUGAAUAAAUAGCCUUUUGAAUGUCAACAUUUGUUGCGAGACAUUAACCUACAAAGUACUUUUAAAAAAACUAUGUGGAUCGAAUGUUAGCUGGAAUCAUUUAAAGGAUUUACUUUAGAAAUAAGUUAUUUUUACAAAAGAAACGUUUAAAUUUCCAAACCUUUAUUUGAGCUUUUAAGAAAUAAGUUGGGAACGUUUGAACAUCUGCAGUCAACCAUAGAAUAUACUGGCAAGUGUUUCUGGCUUCGCCCAAAUGAGGUACAUUUUUUAUAACUUUAGUUUUUUUUCAUUUAACAUCCCUAACACAACAAACUUUAGCGCUAAAUAAUAUAGAUAGUGAAUGAUACAAAUGAGGAAUAUUAUACGCGAUCGAUUUUCUUUAUAUGUGGAAGCAUGGGCUUAAGCGAAUUAAUUUAUUUUAUUAUUUUAUAUACAUAUACUAGUGAAAGAAGAAAAGGUCAAGAAAUGCAGAUAAAUGGUUCUCUGUAUCACAUUUCAAUAUCAUCAUUAUUGUAAUAUUGCUAAUGAAUAAACCAUAUACAAUGUGCUAAGUUAGCUAAAUAACGACGUGAGAAAAAUGUAAAAAAGUAUAUUAAUUCAAUAAAAAUGCUAAAAAUC
Messenger RNA from Malaya genurostris, 2886 nucleotides. It is a transcript of the gene Mlp60A, whose product is annotated as muscle LIM protein 1. The record is from RefSeq and is a predicted model, not a curated record. NCBI's taxonomy places the organism in Eukaryota, Metazoa, Arthropoda, Insecta, Diptera, Culicidae. Gene Ontology annotation, biological process: muscle tissue development; sarcomere organization. Gene Ontology annotation, cellular component: cytoplasm; Z disc; nucleus. Gene Ontology annotation, molecular function: structural constituent of muscle; actinin binding. The transcript has 10 exons. Bases 245 to 1807 code for a protein of 520 amino acids.